Vanessa atalanta (red admiral) is the source of this 3452-nucleotide messenger RNA. It is a transcript of the gene Vps11, whose product is annotated as vacuolar protein sorting-associated protein 11 homolog. The transcript is spliced from 17 exons. Gene Ontology annotation, biological process: vesicle-mediated transport; intracellular protein transport; organelle fusion. Bases 124 to 3261 code for a protein of 1045 amino acids. Gene Ontology annotation, molecular function: protein binding; protein-macromolecule adaptor activity. NCBI's taxonomy places the organism in Eukaryota, Metazoa, Arthropoda, Insecta, Lepidoptera, Nymphalidae. The record is from RefSeq and is a predicted model, not a curated record. Gene Ontology annotation, cellular component: HOPS complex; endosome.
UCAGCUUGUCAUUUUUUGUUUGUAACUUCCUAAUUCUAAUUUCUCUUAGUUACUUGGAGGUGGAAGUUGCAUAGAUUUGGCAAAUAAUACUAUAAUGUUAAAAUAUUUGUAAUAAAUAGUAAAAUGGCAUUUCUAGAGUGGCGUCGUUUUACAUUCUUUGACGUUCAUAGGAAUAUAGAUAAUGGCAAGAUAGCUGAAUGUCUUCAAGAUACAAAUGUAACAGUUGCCACGAGUGGUAACAACCAUGUAAUCCUGUGUGACGUGACUGGCUGGGCACAUCUGAUCUCUCGCUCUUGGGAGAUCACAUCAUUCAAGGCAUAUGAUUUGACGGUCAGUCUAGCCCAGCAGCUACCGCAUGAUCCAUAUUUGGUAACUAUUGGGGAAAAUGAAGCUGGUGUGACCCCUCUAAUUAAAGUAUGGGAUUGGUCACGUGUAGAUAGACAUGGCAAUCCACAGUGUGUGAGGACAUCACGAGCCGUGCCUUCACAUAUGUAUCCCACGCAAGCUACCGCAUUAGCUGUACAUGAUAAUAAGAAUCUCUUAGCCGUUGGCUUCCAAGAUGGCUCUGUGACCUUAUAUCGCGGAGACAUCGCGAGACAACGCAGUGGCAAGAUGAAGACAUUGCCGGAUACUGGAUCCAGUCCUAUAACGGGAUUGGCUUUCAAGGGGGCAGACAAGCUGUUCGUCGUGUCACGAGCGUGCGUGAUGGUGUGCUGGACGAGCAGCGAGCGUUGCACCGUACUGGACGCCAUGGGCGCCGCGCCCGCCUGCAGCGUGCUGGCCGACGGGCACCGCCUCACCGUCGCCACCACCGACGCCAUAUAUUGCUACACAACUGAAGGACGUGGUCCGUGCUACGCCCUCGAAGGAGAGAAACUUCGCCUCAACUGGUUCCGCAGUUACCUAGUCAUCACAACCAAUGAAACUUCAAACAAGGCAUCGAGCUCAACGAACACUCCUAAAUCACACCAUAUUACUAUAUUAGAUAUCCAAAACAAAUUCAUAGUAUUUUCCAAGUCCUUUGAAGAAAUCGAUGCAGUGUUAACAGAGUGGGGAUCGUUCUAUAUUUUGACGAAGAACAAAGAAAUGAUUUAUUUGGAGGAAAAAGAUCUGCAGUCGAAACUCUCGUUGCUGUUUAAGAAGAAUCUUUACGAUGUAGCGAUAAGGAUAGCGAGCAGUCAGCAUUAUGAUGCUGAAGGGUUAACGGAGAUUUAUAAGCAAUAUGGAGACCAUUUAUACAACAAGGGUGACUUAAAGUGUGCCAUAGACCAGUACGUCAAAACAAUUGGCUGGCUUGAAACUUCAUACGUCAUACGAAAAUAUCUCGAAUCGAGACACCUAGAGCCUCUCAUUCAAUACUUAGAAGAACUUCAUAAGAAGGGUUUCGCCACAGAAGACCACACGACACUCUUACUGACAUGCUAUGUGAAGAUAGACCAACACGAUCAUCAAGGGAAAUUGAAAGAGUUCAUAAAUUCGAAGGAUAAAGUUAUCGACUUUGAUGUGGAUGUCGCUAUUAAGGUCGUUCGACAAGUGAGUGUCGACGACGCUCUCUCACUCGCUGCAAACCACAAACGACACGACUGGUACCUAAGGAUGGUGAUAGAAGACAAGAAAGAAUUCAAACAAGCGUUAGACUAUAUUGCUGAGCUGGAAUUCGAUGAUGCAGACAUGUAUAUGAAAAAGUAUGGGCACAAGUUGAUUCAGCACGAACCCGAAGAGAGCACCAACUUACUGAAGUUGUUAUGCACGGACUAUAAACCUCGAAGCCGUCCAUUAGCCGAUGAGUCAUCACUCACUGGAAGGUUUAGAGAGCCAGACAGGUCGUUUCCGGACGAUUACGUUCAUAUGUUCCUGAGUAACUCGGAAAGGUUGAUAGAUUUCCUUGAGCAUAUGAUCGCUACGGACACUAAUUGUUCCAGCUUGGUGUAUAAUGCGUUGAUCGAACACUACAUUCAUGUAUGGGCUAAGUCUCCUGAAGCUGAGAAAAAAACAUACGAGCAGAAAGUCCUCGCAGUAUUAAAGGAUCCAGAUGCGGAUUACGAUAAAGAUCAAACUCUUAUAAUAUGCCAAAUGUUGGGUUUCAAGACUGGCAUUCUCCAUCUGUACGAGGAGAAGAAACUAUGGCGAUCCCAAGUGGCGUUACACCUCCGCGACGGCCAGGCGGAGCUCGCGCUGAGCGUGUGCCGGCGGCGCGGCGCCGCGUGUCCGCGGCUGUGGCUCGACGUGCUGUGGGCGCCGCCGCCGCCCGCCUGCCUGCCCGAGCUGCUGCGCGUCGUGGACAGCGAAAAACUACUGUCUCCUAUUCUAGUCAUCGACUGCCUCGCUAGCACACCGACGUACACUCUCGGUGAUGUUCGCAAAUAUUUGAUGGAUGUUCUAAAAUCUGAAGACGAAGUAAUAACCCGCGAACAAGAACUAGCUUCAAAAUACAAGAGCGAAAUCGAGAAGAUGAAAGCACAAAUCCAAACCAUCCAGAACGAGGCAGUCAUCUUCCAGAGUUCGAGAUGUGCCGCUUGUAAUAGACCCUUGGAACUGCCUACCGUACAUUUCCUGUGUCAACACUCCUUCCACCAAGAUUGUUUUCAAACGUACUCGGAGUCUGAGCGCGAGUGUCCGUCGUGCGCCAGCUCUGCCCCCCCACCUCGCGCCCCUCCAGCCGGCGCGGAGUUAUUGCACUCAAGACUACUCGCUGACCACGAUCCCUUUGCCGUGGUAUCAGAGUACUUUGGGCGAGGGCUAUUCAAUAAGGUAACGGUUGUGACGGAACCUCCGGAGCCCUCUCCAACCGCACCUGCACCAACGCCAACACCUGCUCCCGCACCCGCACCUGCGGUUGCCGCACAGUCUUAUGGGCCGGGUGCUGAGGCCAAGUUGAGACUGCAAGAAGGACAGAGCAAACAAGUAUUUGUAUCAAACACAGCAAAACAGGUAGCCCCGAAAGGCACAUCAGUGAUUCCAGUUCCAGAAGGCAGGAUGCGGCUAAUGGAGCAACAGCAAUACAGCUCUAGCCUGGAAGCUAACAUGACCAAAUUGGAACCACAAAAUCACACCAAAAAAUCCCCAUUCGCAUCCCCAAGUGUUGUCAGGAAAAAAGAAGAACCAAAGAUAUCAUCAACUAUCACCAACGAUAAUAGAAAUCCAUUUGAUGAAAAUUAUGAUGAAUCUAAAAACCCAUUUGCUGAUGAAACAAAGAAUGAUCCAACGAAUCCUUUUGGUGAUGAUGAGGAUUAUGACAAGAAUCUAAAUCCUUUUUCUUGAAUUAUCAAAUAGUUUCUUUUUUGGUAAUGCUUGGCUAGUGUUUGGCAAUGACAUAUGUGAUGUCGCCUUAUACAACACAUUCUUAUAUAGAAAUAUUCAUUUAAGCAAAGAUAAAGUAAGUUUAAACACUAUAUUUUAUUAUUAAUAUUAUAUUUUCUAGCGAGCAAGUUCUCUAAAUUAUAUUAUCAUAA